This is a messenger RNA of Gamsiella multidivaricata, 711 nucleotides long. RefSeq lists its product as uncharacterized. The record is from RefSeq and is a predicted model, not a curated record. The coding region runs from base 1 to 711 and encodes 236 amino acids. The transcript has 3 exons. NCBI's taxonomy places the organism in Eukaryota, Fungi, Mortierellomycota, Mortierellomycetes, Mortierellales, Mortierellaceae.
AUGGACUACCGCGCGCGAAAUGGAUGCUAUGGAGCCACAACCAGUGCAAUUACUCAACUGGAUCACAUCAGGAGUGUCGAUCAACAAAUGAACGUCAGGCACGGUGGAGGCAUACAAGUCGGCGAUUAUUCACAUUUUUUCCUCGCACUGCGUCGGCGAGAAAUCAAGCACACCAAGGAGUCGAACAUCGACAUUACACCGGCGAUCGAUUAUUUUCGGCAGCAGGGCCAGAACGAGGGUCUCAGUACACUGAUUCUCACUCAGAAGCUGUUUUGGCUACUCAGCACUUGCGGCUCCCUGCGGCCUAACGACAUUCUGUGCAUUGAUUUAUCCAACGAUAAAUUCCACUUAGACCGGAUCACCUCUAUCCUCCCCAUCUUGAUCCCCAAGAAGACGCGAGGCGGCAACCGCAUCUGCGAAUACACCACGAUCAAAAGCCACGAUGACCCCUUCCUGUGCCCGGUUAAGACCCUCACCGAGUACCUCCGACGCAUUCAAGGCCACGAUAUUGAUGUCCUUCACCCCAAGGACCCGCUGAUACUCUAUCGCCCCCUCCUGCGCGAUGCCAAGGAUCCUGGAAGAUAUAUAGGAGCUGAUCGAAAGCUCUCCUUGCCAAAGGACGUUAAGUUAUCUAAGGCUCGCGCCAUUGGAUCCACGGCCGCCAUCAAGCAAGGCGCACGUGUUGACAGCGUUGUUGUGCAUGGCAAUUAA